Molecule: messenger RNA, 4047 nt
Organism: Thrips palmi
Lineage: Eukaryota; Metazoa; Arthropoda; Insecta; Thysanoptera; Thripidae
Product: neo-calmodulin-like
Exons: 10
Coding region: 160-1158 (332 amino acids)
Cellular component (GO): myosin II complex
Molecular function (GO): enzyme regulator activity; calcium ion binding
Source: RefSeq, a predicted model, not a curated record
GACCACGGCGACGACGCGGCCACGCGACGCGCGAGCGGACUGCCCCCGCCAGUGAAGCGGUACCGGGUCGCGCAGGACAAAGCCGCAGCAGGGCUGCCCUAGGCCGCCCCAGGCUGCCCGCCCAGGACUUCUCUGCUGCCCGUCAACAUUUCCACCACCAUGAAGACGUCGUCCUUCUCGCUGCGCGUCAUGCGGCGGGCGCGCAACAAACCGGCCGAUGGAGUUGGACAUGUCAAUCAGAAAGGGCAGAACCGGGAAAAGACGCCCGUCAGAACGCCACACAGUUCGCACGACCUGCACAAACAAUGCGCUCGCAGCGCCAGUACUAGUAGCUUUAGGAGUCUCAGCCAGGUGAGUUGCGCGCACACGUCCAACAGGCGGUCAUGUGAGUUGUCCUCGUCCACCUCGCCUCGCUCGCCCGCGCGCAACAAGCCGGCCGAUGGCUCCCACCCGCAGAAGGCCGCGUCCCGGGAGAAGACGCCCGUCGGCACCAAGGCGAGCACGCCGUCGACGGGGAAGCCCGCCCCGGGGCAGCCCAAGGCCGCCACCGCGCACACGCCCAAGCCGCCCAGCGCCCAGAAGGGCGAGGUGAAGGCCAAGGCCCAGCCCAAGCCCGCGCCGCCGCCGCCCAAGCCAGCGCCCGCCAAGGCCAAGAAGAAGGGGCAGCGCCACCAGCAGCACGACCUCGUCGUCACCAUCAACCUGUCCGAGUACGGCCUGACCGAGGACCAGGUGGCCGAGUUCAAGGAGGCCUUCAUGCUGUUCGACCAGGACGAGGACGGCACCAUCACCAUGGCCGAGCUGGGCGUGGUGAUGCGCUCCCUCGGGCAGCGGCCCACUGAGACGGAGCUGCGCGACAUGGUGAACGAGGUGGACCAGGACGGCAACGGCACCAUCGAGUUCAACGAGUUCCUGCAGAUGAUGUCCAAGAAGAUGAAGGGCGCUGACGGCGAGGAGGAGCUCCGGGAGGCGUUCAGGGUGUUCGACAAGAACAAGGACGGCCUCAUCUCGUCGUCGGAGCUGCGCCACGUCAUGACCAGCCUCGGCGAGAAGCUGUCCGACGAGGAGGUCGACGACAUGAUCCGGGAGGCCGACCUCGACGGCGACGGCAUGGUCAACUACGAAGAGUUCGUGACCAUCCUGACGGCCAAGAACUGAGUUGGCAGUCGCCGGUCGCUGGCCGACCAGUGCAGCCACUCGGUGUCCUUGUCCGUCUCCACGGCGGCGGCGCGCUGUCGCGGUGCUGAAGACGACGGCGCUGCGCCGCCGCUCCAGAAACGGGCGGCGUGUGACGCGACGCCCGCCUUUCCAGAGACAUUCGCACGCAUUCAUGCGUCUCGUUUAGGUUACUAUUAUUAUUUAUAAUAUUAUAAAAUUAUUACGAUUAUUGUUAUUACUAUUAUAUGAGGAAAGACGUCUGACCGUUGCGAAGAAUGCUUAAGACCGGAGCAUGCCAAGUCCGCACGCACAGACCAGUGCCCGACGCGUUGGUCUGACCUCGGCAGUAGUAACUAUAACAAUGUGUGAGUGCUUUCGAAAGACGGCAUUUCCAACCCGACGAUGAUGUGUGAGAACCUUUUUAUACUACAUGAUGUGUGUGUUGUGUUAGGUUAGCAUUGACUUUUAAAUCGUGAUGGACACAGAGACCAGCCUUCAUAUGUAGCGAUAGUGCGGUACGCGCGGCAGGAACGAUUUGACGGUGUUGUAGAAUGCUUGCCAGUCCGACCCGUAGUCUUUAACCAGCAUGCCGUUUCUGAAAUGUUAUUAUUAUAAUUAGAGGAUCGCGCCGUGGAUUUUAUUCACAUUAUCCAUCUAUACCAAUAUAGAUUACGAUCUGCGGGGCUACCGUUAAGCAGACCCAGUGUAGGAAAUAUAGAAGGUUUCCCUUUCGCAUAAUUUCUAGGGCGACGUAGACACACUAUUAUUUUGCGGUGAUCUAUCUCAGCAUUUUCCGCUUGACACCAAUAUUCAUUAUAAAAGUAAAACAGAAGGGAAUUCGAAUUCUCCUUGAUGGCAUUCACGGAGUUGCACUUAAGCAUAUUAAAUUAGGUUUUCUCGGUUCUUAAGACCUUUCAUUUUAACUACUAGUCCUCACGAAUGCUAUUUUGCGGUGACUCACGAGAUAAGUUAAGUUUGUACCUUGCAUUCGAAUGGGCCCUACGGACAUCUAGGGGCUUAUUCUGCUGUGGUGGAGUGUACUUUCCACUGCUUUUUGUGUCUGUACGAAUGGGGUGUAGUCUGUAUGUCUUCAUGUUUGUGGGUGUGUGUAUGUGUGUGUUUGUAUGUAUGAGCACGCGCCCGUAUUUUAGUUUCGGUGUGAACAUUUCGUUUGUUUUGAUUUCACAAAUUGUGUGUUUUUGUACAGUGACGGCGACACAUAUUGCUGCGCUAUUUGUGUGAAGACAAUAUAAUUUCUUUAUUUGCUUAGAAGCACUGCGAACACUUACUUCUUGUACGUACGGACCAAUUGCCGUAUAUUUUUGUGGUUGAUAGAGCUUAUACCUUCAAAAGAAUCAUUUCCUCGUUGAUCGAGGGUUUGUGUAGAAUGCUAACGAUUGUAUUUGAUUUCACACAUUUGUCUAAAAUGUUAGAGGGAACAUAUAUUUUUGGUGAAAUUAUAUCGUAGUGUCAACAGAAGGACGGAAUCAGUGGGAGGGUUCUUCAAGAUGAAUCAGUUGUCAGAUGGCAGUAUUUUUCCUGAUGCAAAUUUGUCUUUUUAACUCGUCUAUAUGGCUUCAUCUUAGUCACCUAUCACAAAAAUUCACGACGCAAAAAAAAAGGAAUUUGUGACAGAUCCGACUGUAAUGAUUAAGACGUGAUUAUGAUCGACUCGACAAAGAAGGUCCUGAGGAGACACGAUCUGAAAUUCCAUAAAUUAGCUUAAUUUUAAAUCGACAGUAUUCUCAAUUAUGAUAUCAAGGUUCGUCUCUCCUCUACGUCCAAAAUUGUAGUUCGCAAUAUCUUGAAAUACUUCAUAUUUUCGCUCUUAAGUAAUUUAAAUUGCGUGUGAAUUUUGAGUGAAGAGCGCUAGAAAAAUAUACUUUGUGAUUCUCUAUCACUAAUUUACAGCCACGUAGUCAGUGUAAGUCUCUCCAAUACUCUAUCAUAAAUUUCAAAAAUAUCAUAAAUUUUAAAACUUUGUCAAAAAUUAUUUCUUGUUGAACACAAAUAUCCUCUAUGUAACUAGAUAUGUGUUUUAACCAAAGUUUUGCCAGAUGUUUUGUAGUCUUUCGGCCUAAGUAGGCCAAAUGCUCGUACUGACGUUGCUUUUGUUCUCCUUCGAGUUGAGUUUGGAGUUUAUUAGGCGUGUUGGCCAAACUGUACCUCGACUGCGUGAUGUGAGUGAAAGGAGCUAUGUGUGUGUUUGUAGGAAGGCGAAUUCUUGAUCUUUUGUAAAUAGAUUUUAUUGAAUUAAUUCUUUUAGCCACAGUGCAUUACCGAUGGUGUGGCUAUGACAGUGUUUAAUUUUGUGGGUUUUCUUUUAAAUUGAUUUUGGUCUCUUAAGGCAAGAGAGAAAAGCUGUCAAAAUGUUCAGCUGCAACAAAAAAAAGGUUGGGCUAUGUGACUCUAUAAAGUCGACCUUGUAAGCUCACUUGAAAUUUGUGCCACAAGCGCUCUUUUGCGUGAACUUUUGAGUCACUUCCACACCUGUUUCGGACCGAAUGUCUAAAGGAUUCACGAGGGAGGUUUUUUAAAAAUUCUUUAAAGUUUGUAAACAUAUAUGUAUAUAUCUAGUGGUCUUUUCUUCAAACUCUAUCCGAGGCAUCGCAGGGCGCACGCAACACCUGACGAGUGCGCCCUAUCUACACGGUUGUCUUGUCUUCCGUUUCGCUUUUGCUAGUCAAGUCAUUCGUGCACUUUUAUCUUGACCGCUAAGGUAUACAUGUACAUGUAUACACAAUUACGUAACAAUAUUUUAUAUGUGUGCCAUAGACGCAAAGAAAUUGCCAUAAAUGUUAAUGCUGCGCUGUCGCUUUAAAUGUUGAUGUGAAAGAAGCAGAAAAAUCCAGGAAAAGUAAAAGUAAAUGAAACGUGCUGCUUUUUUGA